Molecule: messenger RNA, 1227 nt
Organism: Besnoitia besnoiti
Lineage: Eukaryota; Apicomplexa; Conoidasida; Eucoccidiorida; Sarcocystidae
Product: ankyrin repeat-containing protein
Exons: 16
Coding region: 1-1227 (408 amino acids)
Molecular function (GO): protein binding
Source: RefSeq, a predicted model, not a curated record
AUGGACAAGCUUCGAAAGGCGGUGCACAAGGGCGCUGUGGAGGAUGUGCGCAGCCUUGUGCUCACCGGCGCAGACGUCAAUGCGUUCGACAAAAAGGGAGUCAAUGCGCUUCACGUUGCCGCUGAGAUGAACGACUUGGAGUUACUCGAGGCGCUGCUCGAGAGCCCCCAGGCCGACGUCAAUAUCAUCGAUCGGGUUCAGGGCUGGACUCCGAUCGUCUACUGCCUCUCUGCGUGUGGAGGCGACACGACUCUUCUCCGGCGGCUCCUGAAGGUCCCCGGUUGCAAGCUGGACACGCCCGAUCCCGACGGCAACACUGCGCUCCACUGGGCCGCAACGUUGAAUCAGCCAGAGGCGGCGGAAGUUCUCAUCAAUCGCGGUGCCGCGCGAAACGCUGUUAAUCACGCUCGAGAGACGCCUCUGCACGUGGCGUUGAAGGAAGGCAACGAAGAGACAGUCGAGCUUCUCGUCGAGAAGGGCGCCGACGUCAACGCGAAGGAUGAAGAGGGCCGGACGCCUCUCCUCGUGGCCCUUGACUUGGGAAACGUCAAUCUAGCGAACCGCUUGCUUCACUCGGAGAAGCUCGAGCUGGAAAAACACACGGACGGCGCUGGAAAUACUCCCAUCCACAUCGCCACCAUGGAGGGUCUCGACGGCUUCGUGGAGAAACUCGUGGCUCGGGGCUUCUCGCGCGACGCCCGCAACUUGGCCGGCUUGACGGCGGCGGAUUUGCAGGCGCAGCAGCAGCGCGAAGCUGAGGAGAAAGCGCAGUGCCAAGCGGCAGCCAAAGAGGAGCGCGAGCUGCGGAGGCGGCAGCAAGCCGAGGAAGACAUGCGGAGCACAGAAGUCUCGAUUUUCUGCCGAGAUUACGGCCUUUCAGACGCCGUUGCCGACAUCUUCUACAAGAAGAAGUUCCGCUACCUCGACGAUGCAUUUUUCGGCCUGAGCAGCUCGAUGCUGAAGAAAUUUGGCUUGUCCAACGAGGACCGCGAAAAACUCGAGCAGGCAAUGCGUAUGCGUUUUCUGUCGGUCUCGCAGGCUCGAGAAGAGUACCUGGAGAGGUCGGAACGCGAACAACGGGAAGCGAUUGGGGAACUUGAGAAGCGGGCAGCGCAAAGAAGGACCUUGGUUCGUCUUCUUGGUUUCGUGGUCGUUGCCGUUGUUUUCCUGCUGCUCUACUUCGGUCUGGAGAUCUUCAUCGCGCAGGACGGCAAGAAGAGACGCUGA